AUGCUCCAGAGACACCAAUCAGACCAGGGGCCCCAGAAACACCAAUCAGACCAGGCCCCAGAGACACCAAUCAGACCAGCCCCCCAGAAACACCAAUCAAACCAGCCCCCCAGAGACACCAAUCAGACCAAGCCCCAGAGACACCAAUCAAACCAGCCCCCAGAGACACCAAUCAGACCAACCCCCAGAGACACCUAUCAGACCAGCCCCGCAGAGACACCAAUCAAACCACCCCCAGACACACCAAUCAGACCACCUCCCAGAGACACCAAUCAGACCAGCCCCCAGAGACACCAAUCAGACCAGCCCCAGAGAAACCAAUCAGACCAGCCCCCCAGAGACACCAAUCAGACCAGCCCCCAGAGACACCAAUCAGACCACGUCCCUAAAGACACCAAUCAGACCAGGCCCCAGAGACACCAAUCAGACCGGCCCCCAGAUACACCAAUCAGACCAGCCCCCCAGAGACACCAAUCAGACCAGCCCCCAGAUACACCAAUCAGACCAGCCCCCCCAGAGACACCAAUCAGACCAGGGCCUCAGAAACACCAAUCAGAUCAGGGCCCCAGAGACACCAAUCAGACCAGCCCCCCAGAGACACCAAUCAGACCAGCCCCCCAGAGACACCAAUCAGACCAGCCUCCAGAGACACCAAUCAGACCAGGCCCCAGAGACACCAAUCAGACCAGCCCCAGAGACACCAAUCAGACCAGCCCCAGAGACACCAAUCAGACCAGCCCCCAGAGACACCAAUCAGACCCAUGA
This is a messenger RNA of Procambarus clarkii (red swamp crayfish), 765 nucleotides long. The record is from RefSeq and is a predicted model, not a curated record. NCBI's taxonomy places the organism in Eukaryota, Metazoa, Arthropoda, Malacostraca, Decapoda, Cambaridae.